AACAGGAAACAGAAUAAUGAAGUCUCAUUGAGGAAUUGGAGCAACGAGUCUCAACAUUUAUCUUUACAGCCGUUACAACUCCUCCUGAUACAGGAGGAAGAAGCUGUCAGCCACUUGUGUGUGAAGAUAAAGUCUGAGGCAGCUAUGUCUUCAGCGGUGGAUCUCAAAACCAAGGAGGAGAAGGAUGCAGAGUUAGACAGACGGAUUGAAGCUCUGAGGAAGAAAAAUGAAGCUCUGGUCAAGAGGUAUCAGGAAAUAGAGGAAGACAAGAAGAAGGCAGAGCAGGAGGGCAUCGCCAUAACAACACCUCGGAAGCCCCGCCCCCAUGAGCCGGAGACAGACAGGAGGAAGACGGAGAAGGAAAACUUCACAGUCACAGUCGACCUUUCCAAGCUGCCGGGGGAGAAGAGAGUUGUCAAUGACUGGAAACCUUCAACACCUCGCGGCCGGAAGACUUCAGAGGAAGGAGACGGACACCGAGGAGGUCCGAGCGACGGACACCGAGGAGGUCCGAGCGACGGACACCGAGGGGGUCCGAGCGACGGACACCGAGGGGGUCCCAGUGACGGCCACAGCCCCCCGAGGAGGACCGGCUCGGGACGAAUGGGUCGAGGAGGUCAAAGAGGAGGAGCAGGAGGCCGCCAAGAAAGAAGAGAGUGGGAACCCAGGACGCCCAGAGAUGGAGAGCCUGGGGAGUCAGGAGGACCGGGACGCAGAGGAGGAAGGAGAGGAAGAGGAGGAGGAGGAGGAGGUGGUGGAGGUGGUGGAGGUGGUGGAGGAGGAGAAGGAGGAGGAGGGACACCAGGUGGCAUGGACAGGAAGUCCAAGGAGUGGGAGGAGAAGAGGCGACAGAACAUCGAAAAGAUGAAUGAAGAAAUGGAGAAGAUAGCAGAGUAUGAGAGAGGACAGCGGCAGGACGGAGACAAACCGAUCCGUAACUUCCUGGACGACCCGAGACGCUCCGGCCCGGCGCCCGACAUUGACCGCAAGGAGGGCAGCAGGAGACAUGUGAGGAACUGGGGAGGGCUGGACUUUGACAACGUGAAGACCGGAGCUGAGCUUGAGAAAGAGUGGACCAGUCGGAGGCCUGGUCCAAAAGGCUCCAUGGACAUGACCAUGUCUAUGACGGGCCGGGAGAGGACGGAGUACCUGCGCUGGAAGAAGGAGCGUGAGCAGAUCGAUGAGGAGAGACUGGCACGCCAUCGUAACGCCACGGGCCAGUGGAGACGAGAGUGGGACGCACAGAAGACGGAGAACAUGUUCAAGGAGGACCCAUAUGCAGCCUCAGAGGGCAUCACACCAGAGCAGGGAGGCAGGAGAGAUGACAGCAAGCACCCUCCUAAAGCUCCAACGUUUGGUGACUUCCUGUCCCAGGGCAGGACCCCCGGGCAGCGAGGCGAGCGUGGCAGAGGGAGGGGCCGAGGACAGAAACAGAGUUACAGCAUGCAUGACAACCGCUGGGAAGGAGAGAAAGAAGAGGACAAGGAGGAGAAGACAAAGAGAGAAGAAAAGCCUAAAAAGACAGAGAAAGAGGAAGUCAAACCCAAACCUCCCACAGCACAGAAGGUGGAGGGGAAGAACGCAGAUGGAGAAGAUGAUGAAGAUGAAUGGGAGGACGCCAGCGACGGAGAAGACGAGCAGGGAAGCGACUCAGAGCACGAUGAGAAGAAAGACACGGGGAAAGAGAAACUAGCCAAGAGCAAAGACAACUCCCCGACGUCUCCCAAGCCUCGUUCUCGACCCACGUCUGCAGGAAGCCCCAAAGAGCAGCGGACCCCCAGGCCAAAGAUCCACAUCCCCCCACCGACGGUCCAGGAGUCCCCGGAGGGAGGGAAACCCCUCAGCCCCUUCUCCCCGCUGGACAGCCACCAGCCUGUCACAGACUGGGGCGAGGAGAUGGAGAUGCUCUCCCCCCGGAGCAGCAUGGGAGGAGAGAGCCCCCUGAAAGCCUCCAGUGAGGAGUCCAGUCCUCCCCAGAAGAAGGAGAAGGAGCUGGAGGAGGAGACGGAGAGCCAAGCUGCAGGCUCCAAUGUAGCUGCUGAGCCACAGAAAGAGGAGGACACAGCCAUAGACGUUUCCUCUUCUUCAGAGGAGGCUAAAGUCCAGCAGACUGUGAUAGUUUCAGAGCCAGAGUCCGUCCUCACAGACCCCCCCGCUGCACCUCCAUCUGACCCGACCCCCUCCGAGGUCAGUGAUGAGGCGGUGACAAUGGAACAGGAAACACCUGCAGCGCCAUCACAAGCAGAAGACCUGGACGCCGCUCCCUCUCCAGCCGCCCCGACGGCCGAUCAGAGCUCGAGUGAAUCAGCAGAGGAGACGGAUGACGAGACGGAUGACGAAACGGAUGACGAAACGACUCCCACUGAGACCGACGCUGCUCCCACGGCAGAGACAGAGGAGUCCUCGGAGCAGGUGUCCUCGGAGCAGGUGUCCUCAGGCUGAAGAAGCUUUCACCAAACGGAGGAAGAUGUAAAGAUGACAGCAGCACAUUUAUCACUGGAGAGAUCGUCACACAUCCAAAUAGAAAAAGAAAAACUGACUUUAACCACCAUGAGGAGGAGGAAUGUGUCUCUCUCUCAGCUGUUUGUUGUGGAUCAGUGGGUCUGAUCACCUCCGGGCCGCCGCCAGACACCGUUUGUCUCACUCUCCUAACAUUUGAAGUGUGAAAUCCCUGUCAGCCACUGCUUUAUCAAAAUGUUUUGUUUUCUCACAGUGGGGUUUUCUCUGCACUGUGAAAAUGAACCGAGUGUGAUCUGAUUUUGUCCAAAAGACAUUUUUAGAUCGUUUUCACAGAAGAUCUUUUGAGAGAAAUUCACAAACAAACAAAGUGUUCCCUCUUUUUAUAUUUUAAGUUUAUGAACUGAUCCCAUCGAGGAGCUAUAAGACGUCAUUUAAGUGAUGACAUUAAUGUGGUAUGACUGAUCCAGUCUCCUGCAGAGUCUUUUGAUAACAUCCCUGAACCAAGUGGACCAGUCCACAGUGGAUGAUGCAGGAUGUGGGCAGGUUUUGCAGUGAAUUUGUGUGCACACUGCAAAAAAGGUGUUUCUAAAAACAAGAUAAAAACACUAAAUCUGAGGGGAAUGAUCCAGUUCAUGACUGCUUGCAGCUUUAAUUUAUCUGGUUUUAAGAGUUAAUUUGUUAUUUUAAGCGUUCAACAUGCUUAUUUCUAGAUUUAAUAAUCUUAAUUUAAGAAAUCUUGUCAAGUGAAAUUAUCUGUCCAUGCAGCAAGAUCAUCUUUUUUUUUGCAUUUUUCAUUUCACUGACCUUUUUUUAUUUUUAUAAAGGUUUAAGAUUCCAAAAAUGAAUUAAUAUUUUAGUUAUGAUCAGAACUGAUUUAAAAACAAUGUGACUCAGUGAAAGUGGAAAAUAAUCAUGUGUAAUAUUUUCAUAGCAGUUUUAGAAGUGGAUCAUUUCUGUCCUCUGAGGACAUCAGGGCGUCUUUUUUUAAAGCGAGGCACACAUUAAGGGUUAAUUAGGAGUGAUUGUGGUCUCUGUCAUCUCCAUUAGUGUUCAGAACGGGGACAUGGGACUCCACUCUGCAGCCUCUCUUGCUCUUUGGUUUUAUUUUGUGGUUUUUAAUGACUUGGUUUGUUAGAUUGUACAUGGAAAAAACACAUUUUUUAUUAUAAGAUCCUACACUGCAAAAAAUGUGUCUAAAACCAGAUAAAACAGUAAAUCUGAGGGAAAUGAUCUUGCUGCAUGGACAGAUAAUUUACCUUGAAAAGAUUUCUUAAAUUAAGAUUAUUAAAUCUAGAAAUAAGCAUGUUGAACACUUAAAAUAAGAAAUUAAAACCACAUAAAAUCAGAAUAAAACCAUUAAAAACCAGAAUAAAACCAGAAUAAAACCAAUAAAUUUCUUAAAUUAAGAUUGUUAAAUCUAGAAAUAAGCAUAUUGAACGCUUAAAAAAAAGAAAUUAACUCUUAAGACAAGAUAAAUUCUUAUUUAUUCUAAGUAACUUCUAGAUCUAAAGUUGUUGUUUUUUAAUCUUGGUAAGAACCAAAUAAUCAUCAGGUCACUCUGCUCGGGCCAGUUCAUCGCUGCUUGCAGCUUUAAUUUAUCUUGUUUUAAGAGUUAAUUUCUUAUUUUAAGUGUUCAACAUGCUUAUUUCUAGAUUUAAUGAUCUUAAUUUAAGAAAUCUUGUCAAGGUAAAUUAUCUGUCCAUGCAGCAAGAUCAUUUCCCUCAGAUUUAGUGUUAUUUGGUUUUUAAACACCUUUUUUUGCAGUGCAAUAACUUUUGUUGUUUUUUUAAAUAAGACUCUAUCAGCCUGACUCUUAACUCUUCAAUCAUGAUCAUAUAAGUGUGAUUUAUUUCAUGUUUUCCAUCAGCUGUUGUAGAAUAAGUGACUUCAAUGAGCAGAUUAACUCCAGGAUCAGGUGUGUUGCUUGAGGCCAGAACACCAUGUGACCUAUCAAAUAUAAACAAUUAUGUCCUUCGAGGCGGCGGUCCAUUUGCUGUUUUAAUUAUGUAAUCCUGCGUCACAAUCAAGAACAUUUGAUAUUUUCAGUGAUGCAGACUGCUGUCAGUUUGUGAAUCAUCACUUCAUCUCUCUCUCUCUUUAUGUGACACACUGCCUCUUUAAUGAAUCAGUUUUAAAAUUAACUGUCUCGUUCCAAAAGGGUUUCAUGGCAUAAAAAAAUAUUUGUGUUAUUGGUUUCAUGUUAAAUAUGUAUAUUUUUAAACAGCCAUGACUCUAAUGUGGACUUACAGACUUGCAUUAAAGUAAUACGGGGUAGAAAUAUGAAUUAUGAACAGUUUUAUUUUGGAAUGAAAGCCUUCACUCAUACCUCAGCAGACCAAGGGCUUUUAGUUUGGUUUGUUAUUGAGUCUUUGAAUCAUGCCUGCGGUCGCCGGUGGCGUUCGAGGACGCUGGGAAAAAUGGGUUGCUUUAAUGUUUUUGUCAGAGGAAUAAAAAUGACGUAUUUGGAUUGAAAGGAACUGCAAUAUGUACAGUUUUUAAAUGGAAAUAAACAUUCCACAGUUGGGUGUUUGUGCAAAAAUGUAGCCUGAGAGCUAUGAAAACACGUUUUUGCAUAUGGAUAUGUUUGUUUUUCUGAGUUCGAUGACUGAUUGUAACAGGAGAUACUUCAACGUUCACCCGUUUCUACGACGUCUUCCUGUUUGAUACGUGAAAUCGCUCUGAGAACUAACAAGGUUUUUUUAGGACUAGCAUGAAUCCGAAAUUGUAGCUUUUUAAUGUUGUGGAAGCCAUUGAUGAAAUAAAUAAAUGUUCCAUCAGCUCGCAUGUCACAGAGCAGAAGAGCCCGAAAGUUUGUUCACAUGAAACGUAAAGCAAACUGUUGCUUUCUCAGUUUUUGUUUCUCUCAUUUAGCCAAUAAAUGUAUUUCUCUGA
Messenger RNA from Centropristis striata (black sea bass), 5352 nucleotides. RefSeq names its product coiled-coil domain containing 9 (gene ccdc9). Lineage: Eukaryota; Metazoa; Chordata; Actinopteri; Perciformes; Serranidae. The record is from RefSeq and is a predicted model, not a curated record. The transcript is spliced from 16 exons. The coding region runs from base 145 to 2442 and encodes 765 amino acids.